Drosophila busckii is the source of this 2191-nucleotide messenger RNA. RefSeq names its product probable ATP-dependent RNA helicase DHX35. Gene Ontology annotation, molecular function: RNA binding; ATP hydrolysis activity. The record is from RefSeq and is a predicted model, not a curated record. Lineage: Eukaryota; Metazoa; Arthropoda; Insecta; Diptera; Drosophilidae. The coding region runs from base 59 to 2098 and encodes 679 amino acids. The transcript has 3 exons. Gene Ontology annotation, cellular component: catalytic step 2 spliceosome; intracellular anatomical structure.
GUGUCGCGAAUAUCAGAUAUUUUAGUAGUAUUUAUUAUUGAAAAUACAAACGUGCACAAUGGCAACGUUUAAGCCAAAAUUUUUAAAACCCGACACGGACGAUGCAAUUGCAGACACUGGCGGCGAUACGGAGCCCCAGAGUUCCGCAUUUGUGUUCAAUGCAAAUCAUAAUCUCGGCUUGGUUGAGCAGCGUGAGCGUUUGCCCAUUCGUCAAUACCGCGACCAAAUACUUUACUGCCUUGAGAACUAUCAGGUGCUAAUACUUGUGGGUGAGACGGGCAGCGGGAAGAGCACACAAGUGCCACAAUAUCUCUAUGAAUUUGGCUGGCAUACCAAGGGAAUGAUUGGCAUCACCGAACCACGACGUGUGUCCACAGUCACCUUGGCAAAUCGGGUGGCGCAGGAGCGUGGAGAGCUGGUGGGUGAUACCGUGGGAUAUGUGGUGCGCUUUCUUGAGCGCAUGUCCAACGAGACGCAGAUCAAAUUUAUGACAGAGGGAAUAUUGCUAAGAGAGCUGUUGGCCGACCCGUUGCUCACACAAUAUGGCGUCAUCAUCGUAGACGAAGCCCAUGAACGAAAUAUGCUAACAGACAUGGUGCUGGGCUUGCUUAAAAAAAUACUACGCAAGCGCAGCAAUUUAAAGAUAAUCAUAUCUUCAGCCACGAUCGAUGCAAGCUUCUUCAGCGAGUUCUUCAGCUGGCCCGGCUCCAAGGACAUUAGUGUCAAGCUCAGCAUUGAAGGACGCAUGCACGCUGUUAAUCACUAUUACCUAAACGAGCCAUGUGCGGAUUAUGUGCGCGAGACUGUGGAAACUGUUUGGAAGCUGCAUCAAAAGGAGCCACCGGGUGAUAUCUUGGCCUUUCUCACUGGGCAGGAGGAGGUGCUGGAGGCGCUCGACUUGCUCCGCGAGUAUAUUGCCAGCUCAGAGCUCAACAAUUUAAAGGUGCUGCCCAUGUAUGGCAGCAUGAGCAGCAAUGAUCAACUGGCGGUAUUCUUUACGCCAGCCAAAGGCGUUCGCAAAGUGGUGCUGGCCACCAACGUAGCCGAAACGUCCAUAACCAUACCAGGCAUUGUGUAUGUCAUUGACUGUGGCUAUGUCAAAGUCAAGUGGUACAAUCCUGACACCUGUAGCGAUAGUCUCGUUGUAGUGCCUGUAAGCAAAGCUUCCGCAGUGCAGCGAGCUGGACGUGCGGGCCGCAUGCGGCCCGGCAAGGUCUAUCGUCUCUAUACCAAGCAGGACUAUGAGGCUUUGGAGCCACGGCAGCCGCCUGAGCUACGACGCAGCGAACUCUGCGGCGCUGUGCUGCAGCUGAAGGCUCUCGGCAUAAGCAACAUUCUAAGAUUUGACUUUCCUUCACCCCCGCCUGCCAAGAACCUGCUCUCCGCACUGGAAACACUGUAUGCCUUGGAUGCCAUUGACGAGCAGGGACAGCUCACCAAGCCCGUCGGCUAUCUGCUUGCAGAGCUGCCCUUCAGUGCCAUGUUGUCCAAGAUGCUGUUCGUGUCCGGAAAACUCGGCUGUGCUGAGGAAAUUAUAACCAUUAUAGCCAUGCUCCAGGUGCAGUCCGUCUUCUCCAAUCCUGUGUCGGCUGUGGCACAACAAGGUGCACGCAUAGCGCAUCGCCACUUUGAGGUGGCCGAGGGCGAUCUUAUCACACUGCUUAACGUGCACAGCGCCUUUGUGGAGGACGGCAUGACCAAGGAGUUCUGCGGUCAGUACUAUCUCAUCUAUCGCCAUCUCAAACGCGCCUGUGAGCUCCGCGAGCAACUCCUAACGCUGGCGCGCAAGAAGUACGGCAUUCCCAUAUUCUCCUGCAAGGGCGAUGUGGAAAUGGUCUGCAAAUGUAUCACAGCCGGCUUCUUCACUCAAGUGGCCUAUCUGCAUCACUCGGGUGUCUACAGACAAAUUAGCAGCAGCACAGAACUGUCCGUACAUCCAACCUCCACGCUAUACACACUCCCACAUGCGCAGUAUGUGGUCUAUGGUGAACUGCUGCAGACCACGAAGCUGUUCAUGAACCAGGUCACAGUUAUAAAGAAAGAGUGGCUGACAGAGCUGGCGCCCCACUACUAUCAGCAGACCACAGUGAGGGAUUAGGGUGGAUAAUUAGCCGGAAGCUACGCGUCCGCGUCCUUGGAACAGCAUCAUUGACUCCGGACCGCGUAUAACUCGCGACAUCAUCUCCCAGCA